Molecule: messenger RNA, 8647 nt
Organism: Sitodiplosis mosellana (orange wheat blossom midge)
Lineage: Eukaryota; Metazoa; Arthropoda; Insecta; Diptera; Cecidomyiidae
Product: innexin inx4-like
Exons: 6
Coding region: 4283-5362 (359 amino acids)
Biological process (GO): phototransduction
Cellular component (GO): gap junction; plasma membrane
Molecular function (GO): gap junction channel activity
Source: RefSeq, a predicted model, not a curated record
UGCGCACGCAUGCGCAUGUUUUUCUUUCUCCUCCACAACAACUUUCCCCAUGCACAUGUGAUAAUUGUCACGCAAUACUUGCUCUCCCUUUUCAAUACAUUACGCGAAUGUUGAAAAUAAUCGAGUAUUCUUUUUCAAUAAUCGUGUCAAUAAAUUUGAAAAUAAAGUGUCAUUUCAAACAAGUGCGAAGCAGACAAAUGUUGGACAUUAUGGUAAGAACAAGAUCAAUGUCAAAAGAAGUGGAUUCAUUUUCACUAACCAGUACCUGCUCGUCAAACUCAUCGCGAGAAAGGCCGAGUCCUAGCAAUUGUUUCAAGAGAAUUUUCCAACGCUCGAAAAAACAACCAUUGACAUUAUCGAUCGGACCAACUGAAAUCAACGAAAUUCAACAAAUUCCACCUGUGGAAGACCAACCAACACCAUCACAAAUGGAAGUCCUACUACCGCCAUCAUCACAAAGGGAACUACAACCACCCAGAACCGGAAUUACUAGCAGAGUCUUUGGAUUAAUCAGUUUCAUCUGUGGGAAAAUUCCAAUCAUACUUGGAUUGUUUGUCUUUAGAUUAAUCAGAUUUAUCUAUGGAAAAAUUCCAAUCACACUUGGAAUGUUUGGUGGCUGUUACGCACUGUAUCAGCUCUACGAAACGAUGGGAGAAAACGAAAACCAAAUGGAGAAAUUGGAGGUCGUCGUUCUACGUCGCUCAAAAUAUGAGCACUAAAGUGAUUGCUGCUACGAGUCGAGAAAACAUAAGUCACAAUAAUACAAACAAUAAAAUGUUUAAUUAAAUUGUUAGACCAAUGAAAAUAAAAAAAAUAAAACAGUGCAGUGAAAACAAGGAAAAAAAACUCUGUGUAUUUAACUCACUCGCUAUUUGACUGAUUACAUUAAAUGUUAUUCUCUCUCUCGCUCUAUAUCUGCCAAUGCAAAUUGUUUGUAUAUGUUUUUCGUAUUUGCCACCAACUUUUCUACACAGUGUGAGCAUUUCAACUGGUGCACAGAACCGAGUGAAUUCGCUCACAUUUUUUUGUUUCGUUUUCAAUGCGCUAUUGCUCAGCUCUCUAUCUGCCAAUGCAAAUUGUUUUGCAAUGAUAAAAAAACAAACAAUGUACAUUAAUUUUUUUUUUUAUUCAAUCUUUGAACCAGACAAUCAUAUUAAUUAAAUCAAGGCAUAGGGUUCCAUAUAUCGCUGGUGGUGGAUGUUGUUGCCGGUGUUUCUCGUUUCACUGUCGUGGUCGAUGUUUCCGUUUUCACUAUCGUUGUUGUCGAUGAUUCUGGUUUUACCAUCGAUGUAGAUGUCUCAAGUUUUGUUGUCGAUGGCACCACUGUUGUUUUCGAUUCUGAAUUCAAGGGCAUAGGAUUCCAUAUAUCGCUGGUGGUGGAUGUUGUUGCUGGUGUUUCUGGUUUCACUGUCGUGGUCGAUGUUUCCGUUUUCACUGUCGUUGUUGUCGAUGAUUCUGGUUUUACCGUCGAUGUAGAUGUUUCUGGUUUUGUUGUUGAUGGCACCACCGCUGUUUUCGCUUCUAUAUUCGCAAAAUAAAAACCAACAAAGAUACCGAAUAUCACCAAAAAAAUGAUUAACACAAAAUAUCCAAUCAAUUUUAAAACUCGGAGGAAUGAAAAAACAUCUCUUCCUCGAUCAUCGUGAUUUAUUUGUAUUCUCACGUUGUUAAGAUUGGGAAUGUUCAAAUUUAUUUUCGUCAUUUUCUGUUUAAAUGCCAAGAACGAAUGAAAAAAUAUUUUUAUCGCUAACGAAAGAAAAAACGUUUGCUUUUCCUUUGCAAAGAAACGCUUGCUUUUCUUUUCAAUGCUUACCAAAUUUUUAUGCUUUUCAUGCAUCUAUUGUUUUCCAGUCCGAUUUCCACUCCUGGAAUGCCCAAUAGACGCAUUUGGAAAUUUCUUUAGCAUCAUCCACACUAUUGAUUGUAUUGAAUUUACAAUCAUCGAUGCUAUUUAUAAUCACCAAUAUUUCACCGAAAUUCAAAUAUGUUUUUCGCACCUCAUUGAAUUUAGCAAACAUAGUUUUUACGAAUUCACUUCUUGAAUCUGCUUCGCGAAUUGGAAAACUACUUUCCAAUGCUUCCAUGAAAUCAUCCACUCUAAUAAAAUGAUUGUCAACUUUGUGUGAAGGAUCUUCAUAAUAACCUUCCAUUUCUGCGAAAAUCCCAAGAUAAAAAAACUCUCUAAAAAAUUUCAUUAUAACUUGCUCUUGCUCUGGUCAAAGUCAUAUGAAAACUGAAUUGCAUUUCUCAUGCUCAUUGCUAGCCAAUCUGGUCAAUCUAAGGUUCGAAAAAUCCCACAUUGGAAAUUAAUUUAAAUAUACACAGAACCAUUCAUAUCAAAUAUAAUAAAACACACCACAUGUGGUUAUCAAUAAGAAUAGGCAGGUCAAUAAUCUUUUUUAUUGCAUGUAUAUUUAAAUUACAAAAAAUCAUGUCAUGCAAUUUACAGACCAGACCAGACCAGACCAGGUAAUUGAUAGACAGCUGUAACCGAAAAGAAAAGCUGUUGUUGUUGUUCAACAGGAACAGGAGUUAAAUAAGAUGUGAUAAGGUUUGCACCCACUAGAGCCAUCAUGACACCUAUUAAUUGAAUACUCGCAUUAAUUCCAUUUUUCACAAGUCUCACUAUCAUAUUCUUAUUCCGUGGAACGUGUGUUGGCAUUAGAUCGUUAAUAUUCAUUAUAUCUUGAAAAAAAUCGUUUACGCGAUGUAGAUCUUCCGGGUCGAUAUUGAUAGAUAUAAAUGCUUCAUUUUGAAAUAUUUGAAGCGCAAAUAUAACCGCGAAUAAACAGAAUAUUAUCAUUGACACUUUCAUUUUAAUUUCUAUAUUGUCUGAAUUUACAAAAAAGAGACGUUUGAUUCAACUCAACUCUAAACUUGAAUUAAAAAUAAUGCAGAAUUCUCAACAAAUCAGAUGCAAUUUUGUUAUUUAAAAAAAAUUAAACUCGAACACAUCUGUUGUGAUAUUGCUUCUGUUCUGUUUUCAGAGUCUUGAUAUUUAUCGCUCUUCGGUAAUCUUUAGAGCAACGAUCUUGCUCUCUACAAUUCUCGAUAGAAAUUUAUUUUUUCCAAUUCAUUUUAUCAUCGCGCUUCUCUCACCUCUCUCUCUCUCUCGCUUUGUUUCAUUAUCGAUUUUCAGCAUUCAGAUCAGAAUGCUUUACUUCGAAUAAGACCGAAUUGAGCAAAGAAAUGAUUGUUUUGUGAGCUCUGUGCAACUGUGCAUCGACAAUUGUCUAGUCCAUGGACCGUAGCCUAUAUAAUACACAUUUGGACGUAGCGUUCGCAACAAUCAAAUCACAUUUGAAGCGUCAAUUUUCUUUGCUUUACACACAUGGGCAACUUAUGGUACUUCUUUCAUGUUUCAUGCAAAUUGCAGAUUUAGAGUCUAGCAAACUUGCCAGGUAAUGACAAACACGAAGGCGGUUAUCAAACCAAACUUCCGAAACUUCUGAGGGCAGCAUUUUUAUUCUGGGGCGGCAAAAUUGCAAUGGAUUUCAUAUUUUUCUCUUCAAAAAUUUUUUUUUCGGGCGGCAUUUUGACAAUUUACCUCGUAUAGCACAAAACCUUUGCAUGCCACCGGUUUUAUUUCCAAAGAAUCAAAUAUAUUGAUGUUCACUUGACAUGAACUAUGAAAAUUGGACUAUUCAGAAAUGUUCGAGUUAAUGUACUCAUUUCACAUGAUAUGUGAAAAUAUUCCCACGCAUUCAUUUUUUAAUAUCCUCACGCAAUUUCAACGAAUCUAUCGCGAGUUUUGGCUUUACUUGGAAAAGUUAAAACUGAUUCUUUCAUUGUCUUGUUCUCAGCAGUUUCAUUGACAGCAAAGUGAAAGUGAAAGUGAACUUAAUACAAAAAUGAGUGAAAUAAUUAAAAAAAUUGAAUUUUUCCAUAGUUUAGAAUUGAAUCCUGUUUCAGAAAUAGAGUAUCAAAGAUGGAAAAUAGAAAAAAUAGAAAAGCAGCAACCAUGUCGGCGUGUAUUAAGACCUCGUAAAAAGAAAAAACAAUGCUGCCAAAUGUGUGAUUUUUAAAUUAAUUUUUUGAUUUGCAAGUUCAUAGAGUUCAUAGAGUUCAUAGUUUGAUUUUUUCUUGGAAUUAUGUUCGGUUAUCAUACAUGAAUUGUGAUUAUUUUUAUUUCUCAGUCCCUCGGUAACAUAUAUAUAAAGCGGUUAAACAAAUCAAAAACACUUUGAUUCAAUGUGCAGUUAGUUUCAAUUUGUUGUCGCUCUUGAUCAUUCGUGUUCGUGUUUUUAAGACUCAUUUCAAAAUUGUGCUUGUGCUUCUAAAAAUGUAUAAAUCGUUUGUGUCGAUUUUAAAUUUGGUUAAAGUUGAAAGCUUAACCACAUCAGAUUUUUUUUUUAUUAUAAACACAAAAUUCACACCUAUUCUGUUAUUGUUUUUCGCAACAUUGUUGACAACAAUGGACAUACUACGAACAUCGAUUGAUUGUUAUCCUGAUUCGAGCGGAAAUGGACGGAAGGCGAUUAUGGAUAAUUUUUGCUGGUCCUUCGGAACAUACACAUGCAAAAACCAAACAAACAACUGCUUCAACCCAUCGGAAGAGAAUAAAGUGUAUCAACGAUACUACCAAUGGAUUUCUCUGUUGUUUGUUCUGGGAGCAUGUGUGUUGCAUACACCAGCCUAUCUGUGGACACAACUUGAAGGAGGAUUAAUGCAUAAGAUAUGCACUGAAAUUGAUGAAAUAGAUUCAACCUUUAAAGAGGAAACAUGGAAUCGCAAGAAGAAACAGAUCAUGGCAUAUUUUCGCAGCAAAUAUGUAGAUCGUUUACACAUGAAGUAUGUGCAAUAUUUCAUUGCACUCAACAUACUUUGCAGUGUUUUAAUCCUCCUCAAUAUUAUGACAUUGAACAUCAUCAUACCAGGAUUUUGGAAUCACUACCAUCAGGCGAUUUUGGCUCUGGUGACAGGGGACUCAAAAAUGUGGAUGUUCCACAGUGAACUUAUAUUUCCGAGAUUAGCAAAAUGUUCUUUCGAACCUUAUGGUCCAUCCGGUUCGAAUCAACAAUUAGAUGCACUUUGUUUACUAUCAUUAAAUGUAGUAAACCAAAAAAUAUUUAUUAUUGUAUGGAUAUGGUACAUUCUUCAAAUGACCAUAUCCAUUUUGAAUUUACUUCAUUGGAUUUUAAUAACAACUAGUAAAAAAGCACGUAUUUAUAUUUUAUGUGAAAAAACUAUGAAAAGUAUUUCACAUAAAGUAAUAUUAGAUGCUUCAUGCGAAGCACAUUUAGGACAUUUCUUUGUGCUAAAUCAAAUUGCUAGGAAUACUAGCCCAGACACAUUUGUUGAAUUGAUGUCUGAAUUAGCAAAUCAAAAUGUCAAUAUGGAUGAUUUGGAUGAAACGACUUAAACAACAACAACAAAAAUAACAGGCACGCUACUGAACUAAAAGGUCUAUCUCCGUAUCAACCAAAAAAAUGUAAUUGUCAUUGUCACUCACCCUCACCCUCACACUUGCAAAUGCAAUUUAAAAUAAAAAACUAGACAAUUCAAUUUAUUCUUGUUUCACAAAUUUUAUUUAAGAAUUUCUAUUUCAAAUAUACAUGUUUCAAAACAAAACCAGAAUUGUUUUUUUUUAUUUGGUAGUUCCAAAGGGAUUUCUUAUAUCAUCAGAUUCUGUUUGAGUUGGAUGGGUUGUAGUUGUAGUUGUAUCUAUUUGAUUCAUAGGAAAUGAAACAUGUCGAGCUCCUAAUCCACCAACAGCAGCACCGAUAGCAGAUCCAACAAAUGCAGCCGAUCCAUAUUGAAGCGCUAUGUUUCUCAUUCGGGCAAAUACUCCAUGUCUUCUUGGAUCCAACCGCUCACCAUGUGUCUCAGCGAUCGGAUCAAUCAAAGCUGCAGAACCACCAAAACGAACGUUCUUUGUCGAUUCUCUUUCCAUGAAAGGUUUCUCUUGACGAUGAUGAUGAAAAUCCGUCUCUGGUUGAAUCGCUGAUGAUGUACUUGCUAUUGGUUCCAAUGAUUCAAGUUCAAUGUUGCGCAAUCCUCCCAUAGAUUGUGUUCUUCUAACUUUAACAACAGUCGAUGAUGAUAAUGUUGAUUCGACUUCAAUGAUUUGCAGAAUUACGAUGGUAAUAAGCACAAGUGUAAAUAUACACUUUAGUACCAUAUUUAUAACACAAAAAUAAAUUUCACAAUGUUACACUUUUUAACAAACCGAAAAUGCGAUGAUGUGCUGAUCAAAAUGCAACUGAUUGUUGAAAUUCAAAUUGAACCGAUUUCCAUUUAUAUUAUUAUUUCUAGGUCACGCAACUCAUUUAGAAUUGUUUUUAUCUGCUGCAUGCGUGCCUUAUCAUCAAACUUGUGUGAUGAUGCUAAUACUAGUAUUCUUAAAAUAGCACAAAGCGUAUUCGGGUCAUGUUUUUGAUGCUGCUGUUGUUGUUGUUGUUGUUCAAUUGAUGUAGAAUGAGUUUUAUAUUCAUUCCCGGUUGUUAUCAUGAGAGGUUUCAUUGCAUGAUUCAAAUCAUCUUCAUUUUCAAGACGAUUCGUAUAUGCUUUUUUAAAUUUAUUUCUGAUAACAUUUCGCGUCACAGUUAAUUUUGACUUACUAUCCUGAUUCAUUAUUCUCGAUUGAUUUUAUCAAUAUUCUCUUAUUCAAUUUAUUUAAAAAUAAAUUCGCGUAUCCGUAUCCACAACUCUUUAUAUAUGAAUUUGCAGAUAUUCAUUGAAAUUUUUUCGAUAGCGACCAGAGUUAUUUUCAUUUUCGGGAGAAAUACAAACGAAACCAAAAGGUGCGCGCCAGCAUUCCAAACAAAGCUCUCGAAAUUGCUCAAACUUCAUAUCAGCAUUUACACCGAAAUCAUUGUAAACAUGCUUUAAAUUAAGGUCAUCUUGUCUGAAUAGAAUGACGAAAUUGCAAUUAUCUCGAAUAAGAUGCUUGUUAAGUUUAGUGUAACUCUGAACGAUGUAAAUCACAUCGAGGUCACGAUGUCGUCCGAGUGUGAAAAUAUCACGCACCGUUGUUUUAUUUAUGUCAUGAUCAUUAAUCACAUCAUCAAAUACAAUGAGAGAAUUUUUUUUCAUCUGAUUAGUUUCGAUGACAUUUUCAGAUGCGGUGAAAGUAUAGCAACCAAUCUCUUUAAUCGAUCGCAACAUUUCACACAAGUAUUUGUAUUUACUUUGAUCUAAUGUUUUACUAUACAAGUAUAAAUUCUCAAAUUUCAAUCCAUGUUCGCUCUCAAUCAAACUGAUGAGAACAUUCGUUUUACCUCCGCCAGAGGGUCCUAAGGAAUAGUAAUACAUCAAAUAAAUAUGUGUGGUAUUUUGUUUACUAUACUACCUACUACUACAACUAACCUGCUAUGAUGCAACGUAAAUUGUUCGGGAAAAGUUCACUAUGACGCUUCGUUUUAGAUGAUUUUAGAGAUGUGCGUUCAUCCAUAUUCACAAUGGGAAUAUCGAUUGGUUGUUUAGUGAAACGCAUCUUGAUGAUGAAUGAACGCUUUUUAUAUAAAAGACGACAAUUUAUUUUAAACUUUAACACUCUUAUCGAAAGAACUCUGAAAAAAUGUCGUCUAACAACAAAUUAGGUUUCAUCGAUCGUAUGCUAGAAAAGCUUCCUGAAAUACACAUUAGAGGUUACAAUUACUGCGGACCGAAUACCAAUUUGACUGCUCAUUUCACGCACAAUGACGUUGGUAUAAACAAAUUAGAUUGUGCAUGCAUGGAGCAUGACAUAGCUUAUGCAGAGAGCAAAGAUCUAAAUUCCCGAUGUAUAGCAGAUAAAGUACUAAUAUUGAGCGCAAUUAGACGUAUAUAUGCGAAAGAUUCGCAAAUCGGUGAACGCUUCGUUGCUUUACUUAUAUCAUGGUUAAUUAGUGUUAAAUUAUUUCUUUGCAAAAUAGAAUUGGGUAUCGAUUGUGUUCGAUUGUAUUUUGGGAAGAAAUUCCCGAACAAAAAACAAGGCGAAAACAUAUAAAGAUAAAUGUCUCAUGUUAAUAACAGUUCAGUUGUUGCUAUGACAUCGUUGCAUACAAUUACUUUUUCCAAUACCUCAUCUGUGCUUCAAUGUUAUUUUUUACCUGAAAUCAUACUCGAUGAGGGUUAUGAUUAUAGCUGCGCGUUUCUCGAUUUAAUUAUCAAAACCAAAGACAAUGCGGGUUUGACAAAAAUUGCUGAAUCAGAUGUUGUACGCAUUAAUUGUGAUAUAAUUUCUGGUUCGUAUAUAAAUGGGGAGCGACGACAUACAAUUCAUCAGUUUGCUACUAGUACAUCGUAUAUGAAAGGUCAAAUACUGGUGGAUAGUCCGAAAAAUCUCAACUAUUUUCCGAUUAAAUCCAAAAAUUUGCACUCCAUUCAGAUUUCCAUUGUUGAUAUCAACAAUAAAUUGUUAGAUGUUCACAAUGCUGAUGUCAUCUGUCGAAUAAAUAUCCAGAGAGAACCAACAUCAUCUAAAAAAAGUACUUUAACAUGUUAAUCUACCAUCACCGCCAUAGCACUGACACUAAUCCGAAUAUGAACUCGAAAGGUUUAACAAGUGAAAAAAAAAGUAGGAAAAAAGCUCAUAAAAGUGGAAGAAAAAGCAUGAAAAAAACCUAUAAAAAUGCACGUAAAGGAAAAAAGUCUCCUUAUUCGAAGGGAAGCAUUGUGGGAGAAGGAUCAAAAAAAUCAAAAGUACCAAGAAAAAAGAAACAAA